AUGUUCUCCACACUCGUUACCGUCGCUCUCUUUGUCGCACCCGCCAUCCAAGGCGCCCUUGCCGACUUUGCCAUCAACACCCCUGCUCUCAAGCAGUGCCAAACCUCCCGGAUCUCCUGGGAACCUACAAAGGGCCCCUACAACCUCAUCGUUGUGAAGGCCUCCGAACCAUGCGGUGACGCCCUCGUCGAAGUUGGUGAUUUCACCAAGACCUUUAUCGACUGGAAGACCACCAUCCCUGCUGGAACUGAGGUCCAGCUCUCUCUCGUUGACGCGGAUGAUGAUGAGGCCUGGAGCGGGAAGAUCACCGUUGGCGCAAGUGACGAUGCUUCCUGCUUGAAGGGCGCUGCCUCCGCUUCUGCCUCUAGCUCGGCCCCCGCCGCUUCCUCAACAACUGGAUCCACCUCCACCUCGACCACUUCGUCCGGAUCUACGUCCGGCUCGACCUCUGACGACGAUUCGUCAAGCGGCGACCUUACCCCUGUAGGAGCUGCCAACGCCGGUACAAACCCCUUCGGCACCAGCGGAGCCAUCACUGCUCGCCAAGCAAGCACCCCUCUCCUCGUCCUCGCUGGACUGGUGGCUGCCUUCGUGUCGCUCUAA
This is a messenger RNA of Cyclocybe aegerita, 603 nucleotides long. The record is from the annotation of a GenBank genome assembly. Lineage: Eukaryota; Fungi; Basidiomycota; Agaricomycetes; Agaricales; Hemipholiotaceae.